AUGUGUCACGGCAGCCAAUCAGAGCGAGCCCUUGCACACAUUACCACCAAUUCGAAUUGCGCUAGGGUACACGGUUGUGUCUGGCGAGUUCCUGAAGAAUUCGCAGGAGAGCUGGACCUACAGGAGUCUGGAUAUCAUCGCCUAAUCGUACCAGUAGAAUGUGCUGAUGCUUUGAUAGAGUGCCGGACGUAUCAGUAUUCGAACACCAGGGCCUCUUUAGCACCGCCGUCACCCCACUACAAAACCGUGAUCGUGGCGGGAGCCAUCGAACAUUCCCUGCCAGAAUCAUACGUGAAAAGUACAGCAAUGUAUAGUCUAAAAGAGAUGCCAGAUAACGGGUACAAAGGACGGGUCGAAGUCGAUGUUGACGUUAUUAGACAUUUGAAUCAAUAA
Cooperia oncophora is the source of this 393-nucleotide messenger RNA. The record is from the annotation of a GenBank genome assembly. Lineage: Eukaryota; Metazoa; Nematoda; Chromadorea; Rhabditida; Trichostrongylidae.